Messenger RNA from Bactrocera tryoni, 1233 nucleotides. RefSeq lists its product as uncharacterized. The record is from RefSeq and is a predicted model, not a curated record. Gene Ontology annotation, cellular component: actin cytoskeleton; cytoplasm. The transcript is spliced from 5 exons. Bases 268 to 1143 code for a protein of 291 amino acids. Gene Ontology annotation, biological process: actin filament polymerization. Lineage: Eukaryota; Metazoa; Arthropoda; Insecta; Diptera; Tephritidae.
CGCUUAGUCGUCUAAGUAGAAUAUUAAAAUCGCGUUGCAACCCUACCACCAUCUAGAAAUGUAAACAAAAGAGCCGCCGGUUGGCUGUGUGAAACAAAGCUUAUAUGCGUUAUCAGAUAAUUAGUUUUGUUAUCGUUUAUUGUCCAGAAACUCACGAGAUUUAAGGAUAUAAGUGAAAGCAUUUAUAUUUAGAUGUGUCGCGAAAGUUUAAAACAUCUUUCCUUUAUUUUCAGUUAGCCCAAGCCUUUAUUAUUAUUUUUAUGCACUAUGCCGGCAUUAGUGCUUUUAAGAUCAGGAACGACUCUUCUCAUGGUGUUACUUUUGUUAUUACAAAAUUUAUACGGAUUGGUAGGAGCUAUUAACCAUUGGAUCCUCCAAGAUGAUGGACGCAUUACACAAAAAGUAGAUUCUCCAUUUUUGUUACGUGAACCACAUAAUCUUGUAACAUUUCUGGAUCAAAUACGACAUAAUGAUUACGUGGAGCAGUCUUAUCUAAAAUUGAGACGUCAACGCGAAUUAAUUGCAGAGCAUUUACGUUAUUCCAAACAGUUCAGUGAGGAUUUGGUUUUGCAGGCGGAACGCCUGCAGCCACAUUUAGGCGCACAAACACAACCAAUGCAAAAUUUGAUCAACUCGUUGGAAGCGCUUACUAAGCAGACGGCAAAAAUGUACAGCUACUUGGAGUUUGUCAAAGAUGAAUUGAAAGAGUUUAGGAAGCUGAAAACACAAAUUACCCAACAUCAUGAAAAAUUGAUACAACAGCAGGUGCCCCUUGCCUCACGUCAAUUAGAUGAAAAGGUGAAUAAUGAGGAUCUACUAAAACGAGGCCAAUACUGUAGUACUCGAACUUUGUCUAGAACAGAAGAUCCAGUUUUAUUUUGUGAUUUUUACUCCGAUAUGCAAAUGCGUUUAGAUGGAAAGGAUGUAGACCCUGAAACAUUAGAGCGUGAUUGGCAGCUGACAAGUGAAUCUGUGCUAAAUCAAGUGACUAAUUUGAAUGUGCAACAACGCAUGAAUUUGGAACAAAUAAAAGCUAUGCGAGCUAAGAAAGCGACUGCCGUGGCUAGUGCCAAAAGUAAGAAAGUGGCGCCGGUUUCGUCAGCAACAGGCGAUAUUCCUGAUGCUAAAAGUAAUGAUACAUAAGUAAGAAAAUCGUAAUCGCAAUAUUAAUAGCUUUAAAGACAACACAUUAAUUAAGUUUAGUUGCUUUCAAUUGACCUUUUUAUGCGCUAC